This is a messenger RNA of Scutellospora calospora, 417 nucleotides long. The record is from the annotation of a GenBank genome assembly. NCBI's taxonomy places the organism in Eukaryota, Fungi, Glomeromycota, Glomeromycetes, Diversisporales, Gigasporaceae.
AUGAUCUUAAUAAUUAUAAUUAAAACUUUUAAUAAAAAUGCUAGUAGAACUAGUAAAACAAUCUUAGAAAUCACUAGCAAAAAUAGCAGUGAAACUACUUAUAAAAUUAAUAAUAAAACCACUAGUGAAAUCACUAAUGAAACUGCUAAUAAAACUACUAAUGAAACUACUAGUAAAAUUACUAGUAAAAUCAUUAGUGAAACUACUAAUAUAUAUCUUUAUAUAUAUUAUUCUUUAUCAACUGUUAAAUAUUCAUCAAAUAAUAAUAAGAUGAUUGUUGAUACUGAAACUGAUACAUUAAUGUUCGAGGACCAUGUUGAUGAUUUUUUUAAAUAUGUAGUAAAACAAAUAUAUGCUAGUAAAAAUGAUUCGCUUUAUGAAGUAAAACAAUAUUUGGAUAAACAAAUUGCCAUAUAA